This is a messenger RNA of Trichosurus vulpecula (common brushtail), 3041 nucleotides long. RefSeq names its product zinc finger protein 850-like. NCBI's taxonomy places the organism in Eukaryota, Metazoa, Chordata, Mammalia, Diprotodontia, Phalangeridae. The coding region runs from base 61 to 2538 and encodes 825 amino acids. The record is from RefSeq and is a predicted model, not a curated record. Gene Ontology annotation, biological process: negative regulation of transcription by RNA polymerase II. Gene Ontology annotation, molecular function: DNA-binding transcription repressor activity, RNA polymerase II-specific. The transcript is spliced from 4 exons.
UGCCGUCUGUGGCCUCUGCCCUGCCCUGCCUCUGUAGGUGGGAGCCUUGAGGAAGAGGGAAUGGCCCCUGUGCCGAGAGCCAGGCCUGGACAGGAAUCAUUGACAUUCAAGGAUGUGGCAGUGGAAUUCACCCAGGAGGAGUGGGUACAAUUGAACCCAUCUCAGAAAAUGUUGUACAGGGAUGUGAUGCUGGAGAACUAUACGAACUUGGUCUCUUUGGGAUUUGCAGGUUCCAAACCAGAUGAAAUCUACCAGUUGGAAAGAAGGGAAGCAUCUUGGAUGCCAGAGGCAGUUAUUCCCAGAAGCAGCUGUCCAGAGAGCAGAGAAUUUAUUGGAGAUAAACCUCCUAAAUGUAAUGAAUGUGGGAAAGCAUUCAGGAACAAGAAUCAACUUGCUGUGCAUCAGAGAAUUCAUACUGGAGAGAAACCUUAUAAAUGUAGUCAAUGUGGGAAAGCCUUCAGGAUCAAGAAACAAAUUUCACGGCAUGAGAAAAUUCAUACUGGAGAGAAACCUUAUGAAUGUAGUGAAUGUGGGAAAGCCUUCAGGAUUAAGAACCAACUUUCAGAGCAUCAGAGAAUUCAUAUUGGGGAGAAACCCUAUAAAUGCAGUGUAUGUAAGAAGGCCUUCACUCACAAGAUAAGUCUUACUCGACAUCACAGAAUUCAUAAAGGAGAGAAACCUUAUGCCUGUAGUGAAUGUGGGAAAAUCUUCAGGAUUAAGAAUUCUCUUGCUGAGCAUCAGAGAAUUCAUACUGGAGAGAAACCUUAUGAAUGUAAUGAAUGUGGGAAAGUCUUCAGGAUUAAGAUACAACUUUCACUGCAUCAGAUAAUUCAUACUAGAGAGGUGCCUUAUAAAUGUAGCAUAUGUGGGAAGGCCUUUGCCUGGAAGGGAAUUCUUACUCAACAUGAGAGAAUUCAUAGUGGAGAGAAACCUUAUGGAUGUAAUGAAUGUGGGAAGGUCUUUAGGAUUAAGGUACAACUUUCACUGCAUCAGAGAUUUCAUACUGGAGAGAAACCUUAUAAAUGUAGUAUAUGUGGGAAGGCCUUUGCUCGGAAGCCAAAUCUUAAUCAACAUCAGAGAAUUCAUACUGGGGAGAAACCAUAUAAAUGUACUGUAUGUGGGAAAGCCUUCAGGAUUAAGAGAGAAUGUAUAUUGCAUCAGAGAAUUCACACUGGAGAGAAACCAUAUAAAUGUACUGUAUGUGAGAAGGCCUUCAGGAUUAAGACACAAUUUAUAAUGCAUCAGAGAAUUCACACUGGGGAGAAACCAUAUAAAUGUACUGUAUGUGAGAAGGCCUUCAGGAUUAAGACACAAUUUAUAGUGCAUCAGAGAAUUCAUACUGGGGAGAGACCUUAUAAAUGUAGCCUAUGUUUAAAGGCCUUCAGGAAUAAGAAACAACUUUCACUGCAUCAGAGAAUUCAUACUGGAGAGAAGCCUUAUAAAUGUAGUAUAUGUGGGAAGGCCUUUACUUGGAAGGGAUAUCUUACUCAACAUCAGAAAAUUCAUACUGGGGAGAAAUCUUUUAAAUGUAUUGUAUGUGGGAAGGCCCUUGGGAGUAAGUCAGGACUUACUGUGCAUCAGAGAGAUCAUACUGGGGAGAAAUCUUUUAAAUGUAGUGUGUGUGGGAAGGCCUUUGGGAAUAAGUCAGGGCUUACUGUGCAUCAGAGAGAUCAUACUGAAGAAAAACCAUAUGAAUGUAAUGAAUGUGGGAAGUCCAUCAAGAGUAAGUCAGAGCUUACUUUGCAUCAGAGAAUUCAUACUAAAGAGAAUCUUUAUAAAUGUAGUAUAUGUGGGAAGGCUUUCACUUGGAAGGCAAAUCUUACUCGACAUCAGGUAAUUCAUACGGGAGAUAAUCUUUAUGAAUGUAGUGAUUGUGGAAAGGCCUUCAGGACUAAGAAACAGCUUUUGCUGCAUCAGAGAAUUCAUACUGGAGAGAAAGCUUAUGAAUGCAGUGAAUGUGGAAAGGCCUUCUGGAAGAAGUCACAUCAUACUGAGCAUCAGAGAUGUCAUUCUGGAGAGAAACCUUAUGAAUGUAGUGAAUGUGGGAAGGCCUUCAGGAUUAAGUCAGGGCUUACUGUGCAUCAGAGAAUUCAUAAUGGACAGAAACCUUAUAAAUGUGAAUGUGGUAAGGCUUUCAGGAGUAAGUCACAUCUUAGAAUGCAUCAAAAAGUUCAUACUGGAGACUUUCAUUGUGAAUGUAAGGAAUGUGGGAAGCGUUUCCUGUAUGACUCAGAUCUUAUUCGACAUCAAAAAAUUCAUAGUAGAGAAGUAGAGAAACUUUUUGAAUGUAGUGAAUGUAUGGAGGCCUUCAGGAAUAAGACACAACUUUCUGUGCACCAGAGAAUUCAUACUGGGAAAAUGCUUUAUGAAUGUAAGGAGUGUGGGAGGGCUUUCCCCUACAACUCAGAACUUAUUGAACAUCAAAGAAUUCAUACUGGAGAGAAACCUUAUGAAUGUAGUGAAUGUGGGAAGGCUUUCAGGAUUAAGAAAAAACUUGUUCAACAUCAGAAAAUUCAUAUUGGAGACAAUUCUUUUUGAAUGUAGUAAGUGUGGGAAGGCUUUCCCCUACAACUCAGAUCUUACUAGACAUGAAAAAAUUCGUACAGUAGAGAAAACUUAUGAAUGUAUUGAGUGUAUGGAGGCCUUCAGGUGUAAGAUAUUAAUUUCUGUGCACCAGAGAAUUCAUACUGGAAAGAUGCUUUAUGAAUGUAAGGAGUGUGGGAAGGCUUUCCCCUACAAAUCAGAACUUAUUUGGCAUCAAAGAAUUCACAUUGGAGAGAAACCUUAUAAAUGUAAUGAAUGCAAGAAGUCUUUCAGAGUGAGGAUACAACUUACCCAACACCAAAGCAUUCGUAGAGGAAUAUUAAGAGCGUAAUGAAUGUAGAAAGACUUUUAGAUUAAGGACACUACGUCCAUCAGAGAUCUCAUUUUGGUGAGAUUCCUCAUGAAGUGAGUGUGAGAAUGCCUUCCAUUGCAAUUCAGGUGUUAUUAAGCAUCAAAAAUUCAUGCAGGAACUAGUAUCUCUGAUAAAGGCCUCAUUU